Molecule: messenger RNA, 4246 nt
Organism: Colossoma macropomum (tambaqui)
Lineage: Eukaryota; Metazoa; Chordata; Actinopteri; Characiformes; Serrasalmidae
Product: deleted in malignant brain tumors 1 protein-like
Exons: 25
Cellular component (GO): membrane
Source: RefSeq, a predicted model, not a curated record
AUGCCUCCCCAGACCAUGACUGACCCACCACCAAACCGAGUGGAGGUCUAUCAUAAUGGCCAGUGGGGAACAGUGUGUGAUAAUAUCUGGGACAUCAGUGAUGCGGCGGUGGUGUGCAGACAGAUGGGAUGUGGCAGAGCGGUCAGCGCCCCUCACAGUGCCUACUUUGGUCAGGGAAGUGGCCAAAUACUUCUGGAUGAUGUUGCUUGUUCUGGAAGUGAGAGCUCCAUCACAGCAUGCAGUCAUAAUGGAUUUGGCAGUCAUGACUGCAAUCAUGCUGAAGAUGCUGGUGUUAUCUGCUCAGCGCCCCUCACAGUGCCCACUUUGAGUCCCUCACUCACCCUGACCUCAUCUCACGCUGUAUCUGCUGGAGAGGCUGCUCUUCUUGCUGUGAGACUCGUCAAUGGAUUUGACAGAUGUUCUGGUAGAGUGGAGAUCUAUUUUUAUUCUUAUCGUUUAUUCGGCCAGUGGGGAACAGUGUGUGAUGAUGGCUGGGACAUCAGUGAUGCAGUGGUGGUGUGCAGAGAGAUGGGAUGUGGCAGAGCCGUCAGCGCCCUUCACAGUGCCUACUUUGGUCAGGGAAGUGGCUAUAUAGUUCUGGAUGAGGUUCGUUGUUCUGGAAGUGAAAGUGCCCUCACAAGUUGCUCUCAUAAUGGAUUUUACAAACACGACUGCAGUCAUGGUGAAGAUGCUGGUGUUAUCUGCUCAGACUUAAGACUCGUUAAUGGAUUUGACAAGUGUUCUGGUAGAGUGGAGGUCUAUCAUAACGGCCGGUGGGGAACAGUGUGUGAUGAUGGCUGGGACUUGAAUGAUGCAGCGGUGGUGUGCAGAGAGAUGGGAUGUGGUAGAGCGGUCAGCGCCCUUCACAGUGCCCACUUUGGUCAAGGAAGUGGCCAAAUACUUCUGGAUGAUGUUGCUUGUUCUGGAAGUGAACGCUCUCUCUCUGGUUGCUCUCAUCAGGGAUUUGGCAGACACAACUGUGGUCAUGGUGAAGAUGCUGGUGUUAUCUGCUCAGACUUAAGGCUCGUUAAUGGAUUUGACUCGUGUUCUGGUAGAGUGGAGGUCUAUUAUAACGGCCAAUGGGGAACAGUAUGUGACAAUAACUGGGACUUCAACGAUGCAGUGGUGGUGUGCAGAGAGAUGAGAUGUGGCAGAGCGGUCACGGCCCCCCGCAGUGCCCACUUUGGUCAAGGAAGUGAUCCAAUACUUCUGGAUAAUGUUGGUUGUUCUGGAAGUGAAGGCACCCUCAAAAGUUGUUCUCACAGGGGUUUUGGCACACACAGCUGUAAUCAUGGUCAAGAUGCUGGUGUUAUCUGCUCAGACACAGCUCCAACGUCAUCUGUACCAUCUUCUACCUCCACACCUAGUGUGAUUAUUUACGUAAGGCUUGUUAAUGGAUUUGACUCGUGUUCUGGUAGAGUGGAGGUCUAUCAUAACGGCCAGUGGGGAACAGUGUGUGAUGAUAACUGGGACAUCAAUGACGCUGCGGUGGUGUGUAGAGAGAUGAGAUGUGGCAUAGCGGUCAGCGCCCCUCGCCGUGCCCACUUUGGUCAGGGACGUGAUCCAAUACUUCUGGAUAAUGUUGGUUGUUCUGGAAGUGAAAGCACCCUCAAAAGUUGCUCUCACAGGGGUUUUGGCACACACAGCUGUAAUCAUGGUCAAGAUGCUGGUGUUAUCUGCUCAGGCUUAAGACUUGUUAAUGGAAAUGACCCGUGUUCUGGUAGAGUGGAGGUCUCUUAUAACAGCCAGUGGGGAACAGUGUGUGAUAAUGACUGGGACAUCAAUGACGCAGCGGUGGUGUGCAGAGAGAUGGGAUGUGGUAGAGCGGUCAGCGCCACUCACAGUGCCCACUUUGGUCACGGAAGUGAUCCAAUACUUCUGGAUAAUGUUGCCUGUUCUGGAAAUGAAAGUUAUAUGUCUAAUUGCUCUCAUGAUGGAUUUUACACACACAACUGCAGUCAUGGUGAAGAUGCUGGUGUUACCUGCUCAGACACACAGUCCCGGCCUCCCCCUGCCAGGGACAGCUGGUGGACCCUCAAAGGGAAGGGAGCUGGGCUAGAUGACAGUUUAAGCUUAAGACUUGUUAAUGGAUUUGACUCGUGUUCUGGUAGAGUGGAGGUCUAUUAUAAUGGCCAGUGGGGAACAGUGUGUGAUAAUGACUGGGACAUGAAUGACGCGGCGGUGGUGUGCAGAGAGAUGAGAUGUGGCAGAGCGAUCAGUGCGCUUCACAGUGCCCACUUUGGUCAGGGAAGUGGCAAAAUACUUCUGGAUGAUGUUGGUUGUUCUGGGAAUGAAAGCACCCUCACAAAUUGCUCUCAUAAAGGAAUUGGCAGACAUAGCUGUUAUCACAGUAAAGAUGCUGGUGUUAUCUGCUCAGGCGUAAGACUCGUUAAUGGAAGUGACCCAUGUUCUGGUAGAGUGGAGGUCUAUCAUAAUGACGAGUGGGGAACAGUGUGUGAUGAUGGCUGGGACAUCAAUGAUGCGGAGGUGGUGUGCAGAGAGUCAAGAUGUGGCAGAGCGGUCAGCGUGUUUCACAAUGCCCACUUUGGAUUUUACAAACACAGCUGUAAUCAUGGUAAAGAUGCUGGUGUUAUCUGCUCAGGCUUAAGACUCGUCAAUGGAAAUGACUCAUGUUCUGGUAGAGUGGAGGUCUAUUAUAACGGCCAGUGGGGAACAGUGUGUGAUAAUAACUGGGACAUCAAUGAUGCGGAGGUGGUGUGCAGAGAGAUGAGAUGUGGCAGAGCGGUCAGCGCCACUCACAGUGCCCUCUUUGGUCGGGGAAGUGGCCAGAUAGUUCUGGAUAAUGUUGGUUGUUCUGGAAAUGAAAGAACCCUCACAAACUGCUCUCAUAAAGGACUUGGCAAACACAGCUGUAAUCAUGGUAAAGAUGCUGGUGUUAUCUGCUCAGGCUUAAGACUCAUUAAUGGAAGUGACCCGUGUUCUGGUAGAGUGGAGGUCUAUUAUAAUGGCCAGUGGGGAACAGUAUGUGACAGUAACUGGGACCUCAGUGAUGCGAAGGUGGUUUGCAGAGAGAUGAGAUGUGGCAGAGCGGUCAGCGCCACUCACAGAGCCCACUUUGGUCAGGGAAGUGAUCCAAUAUUUCUGGAUAAUGUUGGUUGUUCUGGAAAUGAAAGCUCUCUAUCAAGUUGCUCCCAUGAUGGAUUUUACAAACAUAGCUGUGGUCAUGGUGAAGAUGCUGGUGUUAUCUGCUCAGGGAAAUCCAAAACAAAACUCGUCAAUGGAAAUGACUCGUGUUCUGGUAGAGUGGAGGUUAAUUAUAACGGCCAGUGGGGAACAGUGUGUGAUAAUAACUGGGACAUCAAAGACGCAGCAGUGGUGUGCAGAGAGAUGAGAUGUGGCAGAGCAGUCAGCGCCCCUCACAGUGCCCACUUUAGUCAGGGAAGUGGCCAAAUACUUCUGGAUAAUGUUGGUUGUUCUGGAAAUGAAAGCACCCUCACAAAUUGCUCUCAUAAAGGACUUGGCAAACACAGCUGUAAUCAUGGUAAAGAUGCUGGUGUUAUCUGCUCAGGUAAGGAAAAAGGCUUAAGACUCGUUAAUGGAAGUGACCCAUGUUCUGGUAGGGUGGAGGUCUAUUAUAACGGGCAGUGGGGAACAGUGUGUGAUGAUAACUGGGACCUCAAUGAUGCGGAGAUGGGAUGUGGCAGAGCGGUCAGCGCUUACAACAGUGCCCACUUUGGUCAGGGAAGUGGCCAAAUAGUUCUGGAUAAUGUUGCUUGUUCUGGAAAUGAAAGCUCUCUCUUUAAUUGCUCUCAUGGUGGAUUUUACAAACACAACUGUAAUCAUGGUAAAGAUGCUGGUGUUAUCUGCUCAGGCCCUAAUGAGAUCAGGCUGGUAAAUGGUAAGAGUCACUGUUGUGGCAGAGUGGAGAUCCAGUACAAUGGCCAGUGGGGAACAAUAUGUGAUAAUAACUGGGGCAUGAAGGAUGCAGCAGUGGUGUGCAGGCAGAUGGGAUGUGGCAGAGCGGUCAGCGCACUAAACAGAGCCCACUUUGGUCAGGGAGUUGAACCAACAUGGUUGGAUAAUGUUGGAUGUAAAGGAACUGAGCGAUACUUAAGUCAGUGUUCACACAGAGGAUUUGGAAAGGAGAACUGUGGACAUGAUAAGGACGCUGGAGUUGUGUGCUUAGAUGACAUGCAGAGUCCCACGCCCACCCUGAGCUCAUCACACUCUGCUGUACCUGCUGGGGACACUAUUCAGUUCAGAUGUAUCAAGCCAAUCCCAACCU